Molecule: messenger RNA, 1077 nt
Organism: Nycticebus coucang (slow loris)
Lineage: Eukaryota; Metazoa; Chordata; Mammalia; Primates; Lorisidae
Gene: EMC3
Product: ER membrane protein complex subunit 3
Exons: 8
Coding region: 195-980 (261 amino acids)
Biological process (GO): protein folding in endoplasmic reticulum
Cellular component (GO): membrane; EMC complex
Source: RefSeq, a predicted model, not a curated record
AUUUCUCCGCCGGAAGUGGGCGGCCGGGCGGCCCAGCUGGAAGCAGUGCUCGAGGCUCGAGGCUGCGGUAGAGUCCUGGGCCAGCCAGGCUGAGGGGCGUGAGGAGGCCCAGAAGCGAACACGAGGAGAAGCUCCCGCGCCAAGGAGAAGGGAAACUUCGGCUGCUUUCGGCUGGGAGCCGGCUUUCGGUGAAGAUGGCGGGGCCAGAACUACUGCUCGACUCGAACAUCCGCCUCUGGGUGGUCCUGCCCAUCGUUAUCAUCACUUUCUUCGUGGGUAUGAUCCGCCACUACGUGUCCAUCCUGCUGCAGAGCGACAAGAAGCUCACCCAGGAACAAGUGUCUGACAGUCAAGUCCUAAUUCGAAGCAGAGUCCUCAGGGAAAAUGGAAAAUACAUUCCCAAACAGUCUUUCUUGACACGAAAAUAUUACUUCAACAACCCAGAGGAUGGAUUUUUCAAAAAAACUAAAAGGAAGGUAGUGCCACCUUCUCCUAUGACUGAUCCCACUAUGCUCACAGACAUGAUGAAAGGGAAUGUAACAAAUGUCCUCCCUAUGAUUCUUAUUGGUGGAUGGAUCAACAUGACAUUUUCAGGCUUUGUCACAACCAAAGUCCCAUUUCCACUGACCCUCCGUUUUAAGCCUAUGCUACAGCAAGGAAUUGAACUACUCACGUUAGAUGCAUCCUGGGUGAGUUCUGCAUCCUGGUAUUUCCUCAAUGUAUUUGGGCUCCGGAGCAUUUACUCGCUGAUUCUGGGCCAAGAUAAUGCUGCUGACCAAUCACGAAUGAUGCAGGAGCAGAUGACAGGAGCAGCCAUGGCUAUGCCUGCAGACACCAAUAAAGCUUUCAAGACAGAAUGGGAAGCUUUGGAGCUGACAGAUCACCAGUGGGCACUAGAUGAUGUCGAGGAGGAGCUCAUGGCCAAAGACCUCCACUUUGAAGGCAUGUUCAAGAAGGAAUUACAGACCUCUAUUUUUUGAAGACUGAGCGGGGAUUAGCUGUGUCAGGAACUUGGAGUAGCGCUUAACCUUGUAACUUUCGUUGGAGCUGGCGCCUCAGAAUAAAAUGGAGGAUGCA